Messenger RNA from Syngnathus typhle (broad-nosed pipefish), 2598 nucleotides. RefSeq names its product far upstream element (FUSE) binding protein 1 (gene fubp1). The record is from RefSeq and is a predicted model, not a curated record. Gene Ontology annotation, biological process: regulation of DNA-templated transcription. Bases 76 to 2145 code for a protein of 689 amino acids. Gene Ontology annotation, cellular component: nucleus; cytoplasm. Lineage: Eukaryota; Metazoa; Chordata; Actinopteri; Syngnathiformes; Syngnathidae. The transcript has 20 exons. Gene Ontology annotation, molecular function: mRNA binding.
CUUUUCGUUACCCUCCCGCCUAUGCAACCCGCCAUCUUGUCGCGUCGAGGAAAAGAGACAUAGCCUGCCGAAGAUAUGUCGGACUACAGCAGCGUGGCUCCCCCAUCCAGCGGCGGCGGAAUGAAUGACGCUUACAAAGACGCUCUUCAGCGAGCGCGACAGAUCGCAGCGAAAAUCAGUAAUGAUGGCGUUGCAGCCCCUCCGACGAGCGAUUUCAACUACGGAGGCCAGAAAAGGCCCCUGGAGGACGCUGGUGGGUAUUUUCCCAUGCCUAACCUGAAUAUCGACCAACCAGAGACGAAGAAGGUGGCAACCAAUGAUGCCUUUUCUGCUAUGGCAGCAAUGGGUGGCCCCCCAAGAUCAAUAUCGGAGGAAUUCAAGGUUCCCGAUGGAAUGGUUGGAUUCAUCAUCGGCCGAGGUGGCGAACAAAUUUCACGUCUGCAGCAAGAAUCGGGAUGCAAAAUACAGAUCGCCCCUGACAGCGGAGGCUUGCCCGAUAGGUCGGUGACGUUGACGGGGGGACCGGACGCUAUUCAGAUGGCAAAGAGGCUGCUCACAGAGAUCGUUGAGAAGGGACGACCGUCCCCGGCGUUCCACCACAGCGACGGUCCGGGCAUGACGGUUCAGGAGAUUAUGGUCCCUGCCUCUAAAGCCGGCCUCGUCAUUGGCAAGGGAGGCGAGACCAUCAAGAGUCUUCAGGAAAGAGCCGGAGUAAAGAUGGUCAUGAUUCAAGACGGCCCCCAAAACACAGGCGCCGACAAACCUCUCCGUAUUUCAGGAGAACCCUUUAAAGUUCAGCAAGCCAAAGAGAUGGUGAUGGAGCUGAUCAGAGAUCAGGGCUUCAGAGAGCAAAGGGGCGAGUACGGCUCCAGAAUUGGAGGCGGCGGCGGCGGCGGCAGUGGCGGCGAGACAUUAGAUGUUCCGGUUCCCCGGUUUGCAGUCGGAAUAGUGAUCGGCAGAAGCGGAGAGAUGAUCAAAAAGAUUCAGAGUGACACGGGGGUCAGGAUCCAGUUUAAACCAGAUGAUGGUAGCGCACCAGACAGGAUAGCACAGAUCAUGGGUCCUCCUGAGCAAGCGCAGCAUGCAGCAGAGAUCAUUUCAGACUUGCUGAGGAGCGUCCAGGCCGGCGGGCCUCCGGGUCACGGCGGCGGCGGACGAGGCCGAGGACGCGGGCAGGGAAAUUGGAACAUGGGGCCUCCGGGUGGGCUCCAGGAGUUCAGCUUCACCGUCCCGACCAUGAAGACUGGCUUAAUCAUCGGAAAGGGUGGUGAGACUAUCAAAGGAAUCAGCCAACAGUCAGGGGCCAGGAUUGAGCUGCAGAGGAAUCCUCCUCCUCCCUCUGACCCCAAUGUUAAGAUGUUCACUGUCAGGGGAUCGCCCCAGCAGAUUGACUACGCCAGGCAGCUGGUAGAGGAGAAGAUUGGGGGACCCGUCACGCCAAUGGGUGGCCCACAUGGGCCCCCUGGUCCACACGGAGGUCCAGGCCCACAUGGUCCUCCAGGCCCCCCGGGACCCCCCGGUGCGCCGAUGGGGCCGUACAACCCCGGGCCGUACAAUCAGGGACCCCCGGGACCACAUGGUCCCCCAGCACCAUACCAGCCUCAGGGGUGGGGCAACGGCUACCCACACUGGCAGCAAGGACAGCCUGAUCCAAACAAAGCAGCUGCAGAUGCUAAUGCCGCAGCGUGGGCAGCGUACUACGCUCAGUAUGGCCAGCAACCUCAGGCUCCCAUGACACCGUCCAGUGGUGCGCCAGGCACCGCUCAGUCCAACGGUCAAGGUGACCCACAGGCUGCAGGUCAGAGUGGACAGGCAGAUUACACCAAGGCCUGGGAGGAUUAUUACAAGAAAAUGGGUCAACAGAGUCAACAACCUCAGGACUACACUAAAGCCUGGGAGGAGUAUUACAAGAAACAAGGUCAAGCGGCCCCUCAGGCGGCAGCACCGGCGGCCGCCGCGGCCCCCGCCACCCAAGCCGGCGGGCAGCCGGACUAUAGCGCCGCUUGGGCCGAGUACUACCGGCAGCAGGCAGCUUACUAUGGCACGGGGAACCCACAGACCAUGGGAGCGGCAACACAAGCCCCUCAGGCUUUACAGGGUUCCGGUGUGAGCAGCAGCAGCAGUAGCAGCAGCGUUCUAACCUAAUAAACCUUCCUCCCUGAACAGGAUGGCUGCAGUAUUUUUUCCUGCUGUUAACAUGCAUUGUAUCUUCUAUGUAUUUCUCCUGCACAGGGCCAGUAAUGCGAAGUGGACAUAACGUAAAUGCUUCAUUGUUGAACACAAAAUCCUUUGUUAAAUGUUUGGAUGCAGACGCCUCGGUGAAGAUCUUAUAUUUCCUUGGUGUUUCACGUAGAUGUCAAAUGACCUGACGAGCACAUCCUUUCUCCUCCAUUUAUAUACACACUUGUGUUUUUCUUGUAAAUGUUUUGUUUUUAGUGAGGCUACUCAACUCAUUCCAGCCCUGUAUCUCUACAUUGAAUGUGCUUAGAAGUCAUGUUUGAAUUGUAGACGUUACCAUGUAAAUCAUCUCGGUUUUAAAAGGAAAAGCAAUGCUUCUUGCCUGUUGUGUUUUUUGCAAUAAAACAAACUGAAACCUCC